UAUUGAAGUAGAAGAGGACCCCCAACUUCAGUAGAAUAACACCAGUGCCAUUCAGCCUAAAACCUCUGUUUCGUUAGGCCGUACAGUUCUCUUCGUUCAAAGGCCAAGGGGCUGGAAUUGUACGUAGAAGGGCAUUUUUCAUUUCGGCUUUUGUCUACAUGGGAUAACAGAUGAAGGAUCUUGAGGUCCCACAAUCCCGGAAAGGAAAAUUUGAGAAAAUGGGUCAAUUUCCCAAACAACCUUUGUUUUGCCUGAAAUGGCCAUGGGACAUCCAUGAAAAUCCUAGAAAUUCCAACACCUGCAGCUUUGAGGGUCCUUGGAUAUUCAAAUCCUUGCAAAGUCUUGGAUCUGUUGCUUUCAACAUCGCCAACUCUGUUUCGAAAUCCUCGUAUCCUUGGAUCAGUACCUUUAAACCCUUCCAAUUGGAUGCUGGGACCAACCAAAGUCAGAGUUUGAAGUCAAAAAAGAAGAUCUCUACUCCUGAAGAGCAAGGAGAGGCGGAGCAUAGAGCAUUUGCCUCAGCUUUGGCAACUGGGAAAGAGGCUACGGUGAUUGAGUUCUACUCACCAAAAUGCAGGCUAUGCAAUUCUUUAGUUAAUUUUGUUACAGAGGUAGAGGGUAGAAACUCAGAUUGGCUCAGCAUUGUCAUGGCCGAUGCAGAAAAUGAGAAAUGGCUACCUGAGCUUCUUCAUUAUGGUAUUACUUAUGUACCUUGCUUUGUGCUGCUGGACCAAAAGGGGCGGGCACUAGCAAAGACAGGCGUUCCAAGCAGUCGGCUACAUGUAAUAGCAGGUCUCUCUCAUCUUCUCAAAAUGAAGCGUCCCCACGAACACAAUAGCUAAAUUUAUAUUGUGCCAACUCGAACAAGAAGUAUCAUGUUUUUACUCAACGCAUUAGAUGGUGUGUAAUGGAUGUUUCGAAGUUCGCAUGCUUUGCACAUAAAAAGUAUUAUUGCAGGAAUGUAAUUUUGGAAGAAUCAUGGCUCCGUUUGCUAAUGUUUUGCAGAGGGUGUUCCUUUUUUCUUUU
Molecule: messenger RNA, 1026 nt
Organism: Corylus avellana
Lineage: Eukaryota; Viridiplantae; Streptophyta; Magnoliopsida; Fagales; Betulaceae
Product: Thioredoxin superfamily protein
Biological process (GO): cell redox homeostasis
Source: RefSeq, a predicted model, not a curated record